Folsomia candida is the source of this 1912-nucleotide messenger RNA. RefSeq names its product baeyer-Villiger monooxygenase. The transcript has 4 exons. The record is from RefSeq and is a predicted model, not a curated record. Gene Ontology annotation, molecular function: flavin adenine dinucleotide binding; NADP binding; N,N-dimethylaniline monooxygenase activity. NCBI's taxonomy places the organism in Eukaryota, Metazoa, Arthropoda, Collembola, Entomobryomorpha, Isotomidae. The coding region runs from base 130 to 1791 and encodes 553 amino acids.
ACGUUGGGUUAAGUGCAGAUGCAUGCUCUCAGAUAAUCUCUAUUUAAGCCAAUUCCUGACCAACCCAACGUACUCAUUACCUACACCAACUUCAAUCAACACGCAUUUAAGAUUUUUCUAAACUCCAAAAUGGGCUCUUCCUCCAUUGAAAAAAAUCUGGCGUCAGAAUAUUACGAUGCAGUCAUCGUCGGCUCCGGUUUCUCUGGGCUUUUCAUGCUCGACAAGUUGCGUUCCGAAGGACUGAAGGUUACCGUGUUCGAGACUGGGAGCGACAUUGGAGGCACUUGGCAUUGGAAUAGGUAUCCAGGAGCAAGGGUGGACACCGAGUUUUACGUUUACCAGUUCACCUCGCCAAACUUGUACGAGGACUUCGACUACACCGAGAGAUUUCCCAGCAGGGACGAAGUCCUCCGGUACUUCCGCCACUUGGAUGAAAAACUCGAUCUCAGCAAAGACAUCCAAUUCAAUACGACCGUCGAAUCCGCCAAAUUCCACCCCGACGAUAACAAAUGGCUCAUCAACUGCUCCAACACCCAAACUAACGCCAACUCCAAAGUUUCGGCAAAGUACUUCAUCCUCUGCACGGGUUCCGCUUGGAAACUCCACGUCCCCAAAAUCCCCGGCCUGGACAAGUUCAAGGGCACAGUUUACCACACUUCUCGCUGGGAAGGGGAACAAAAUGCCUCUCAAUUUGGCAGCAAGCAAAUCGCCGUCAUCGGCACGGGCGCCAGCGGAGUCCAAGUCGUCCAAGAAUUGGGUCACAAGUUGAACACGGACGGAAAGCUGGUCGUAUAUCAGCGAACUCCGAACCUUGCCCUUCCCAUGAAGCAAUGUUUGGUCCAGGGGAGCACAAAUCUGCCCAAAAAGUCGGAUUUUCCCGCCAUUUAUAAAGAAACCAGGAACAAUUAUGCGGGAAUUGAUUACGACUCGAUUCCAAGAAAUGCACUUGAUGAUAACCAAGAAGAGAGGAGAGCGCUUUAUGAGAAGCUCUGGUCCAAGGGGGGCUUUCCCUUUUGGGUGGGAAGCUAUCAAGACGUACUUUUCAAUAAGGACGCCAACGCGACGGCGUACCAAUUUUGGGCGGAGAAAACGCGAGAAAGGAUUCAGGAUGAGAGGAAGAAGGACAUUUUAGCCCCGCUUGUCCCCCCGCACGCUUUCGGGACGAAGAGACCCUCCCUGGAGCAGAAUUACUAUGAAGUCUUUAACAAGGACAACGUGGAUGUCGUCGAUAUCAGGAAGGAUCCAAUCCUUGAAAUUACGAAGAAUGGAAUAAGGACGGAGAAUGGAGGGGAGACGGAGUUUGAUGUAAUCGUUUUUGCGACGGGAUUUGACGGCAUUACCGGAGGAAUCCUCAACAUCCAGAUUGAAAACGGUUCUGGCCAAUCCAUCCAAUCCAAAUGGGGUCAAGGUACGUCCACCCAGCUGGGCAUAACUUGUUCCGGAUUUUCCAACAUGUUUUUCCUCUACGGACCCCAAGCCCCCACCGCUUUUUCGAACGCUCCCACCUGCUGCGAAGUGCAAGGCGAGUGGCUGACUCGCUUAAUUGGAAAAAUGGAAAAGGAAAACCUGAAACGUGUGGAUGCUUCUGUCGAGGCAGAAAAUGUUUGGGGCGAAAUUGUGAGGGGAAUUUGGAAUUCGACUCUAUUUCCGGAAACGGGCAGCUGGUACGACGGGGCCAACAUUCCGGGAAAACCACGCGAGCCCCUGAAUUAUGCUGGAGGAAUUCCAAGUUAUGCUAAAGCUUUGAAAGAAUGCGAGGAAAAUGAGUAUAAAGGAUUUAUUUUUCAAUAAAUUGAUUUCUUCUCGCGAUUUUGCUGUUUAUUACCAACAAACAAUAUAAAUAUUUAAUAUACAAUUAUUAUUUCCAGAAUAAUAAAGACAUUCAUAAAUAAGUUCAUAUAUAUUUUGAAAA